CUUAAAGGACCCAGAGAAGAGAGUGAAAUGGCGGCGGUGUCGCUCGUGCGGUGUGAGCGCGGUUUCGCGCGUGAUGCGGCUCCGGACUGGAUGCGGCAAGAGCUCCGCACUGGGACCACGAUCAUGGCCGUGGAGUUUGACGGGGGAGUUGUGAUCGGCGCUGAUUCUCGAACCACCACAGGUGCGUACAUCGCUAACAGGGUGACGGACAAGCUGACCCCCAUCCAUGAGCGCAUCUUCUGCUGUCGCUCUGGUUCAGCAGCAGACACCCAGGCCAUCUCAGACGCAGUCACCUACCAGCUGGGCUUCCACAGUAUUGAAUUAGAUGAGCCCCCAUUGGUCCAGACAGCUGCUAAUCUCUUCAGAGAGAUGUGCUAUAGGUACAGGGAGGAGCUGAUGGCCGGGAUCAUUGUGGCUGGUUGGGACAAGCGCAGGGGUGGGCAGGUGUACACCGUGCCUGUGGGUGGGAUGUUGACCAGGCAGCCUGUGUCAGUGGGAGGCUCUGGCAGCAGCUACAUCUACGGCUACGUGGACUCCAAUUACAGAGCCCACAUGAGCAAGGAGGAGUGUCUUCAGUUCACUGCACAAGCACUAUCUCUGGCCAUGGAGAGAGACGGGUCGAGCGGGGGAGUGGUGAGACUGGCCGUGAUCUCUGAGCAUGGUGUAGAGAGACGUGUUGUUGCCGGUAACCAGCUCCCAAGCUUCUCUGCCAUCUAAAACACGCCGUUGUCACACACCUGCUGCUGGGGGGAAAAAAAACAAAGUUUUAUAUUUCAUUGUUUUGUUUAUUAAAAUGCUCCAAUAAAAAUGGAAGAAGUGG
This is a messenger RNA of Electrophorus electricus (electric eel), 820 nucleotides long. It is a transcript of the gene psmb6, whose product is annotated as proteasome 20S subunit beta 6. Lineage: Eukaryota; Metazoa; Chordata; Actinopteri; Gymnotiformes; Gymnotidae. The record is from RefSeq and is a predicted model, not a curated record. Gene Ontology annotation, molecular function: threonine-type endopeptidase activity. Gene Ontology annotation, cellular component: cytoplasm; proteasome core complex.